CAUUUGCGUACAUGCAAUGAAAAAGUUCCUUCAGUAAACUCACAACCUCAUUAAACUGGUAAAAAUUGUUUGAGAAAUAGUAUUAUGUACGUACUUAUCUUUCAACAUAAACACAGUUUGGCUAACCCUGAAUUAUUUUAAGAUUGAAAGUUGACGAUAAAUUCUACAGGUUAGCCUUUAAUUGAAACGAACCUGCAUUUACAGAUAGCUGUAGAAAAGCAGGACCACUAACAUUGACAUGGGUCAAACCAUCUCUUUCAUCGAAGCGGAGAAGAAAACAUGGAUAAAUCACAACCUCCAAUAUGACCACACCGUUCGCUCCGCAAAUUUAAAAAUUCUUGAGGAAAUUCUGGAAGAUGAGAAAUUCGUCCUUAGCAAUACCGACAGUGGUUGGGGAAAUGUCAAGUUUCAACACUGGUUUUUCACCAAUGGGGUUUACUAUAUUGAGUUUGGAACACCAAAUCUUGACAUUUACUCGGCCUGCGUAACCAUCGUCACAAACACGAAGAGACAACAUAUCACUGCACCCACGGCAUUUGAGACCAAGUUGACGGCCGAAGUGCGACAAAGAAUCAGACACGUGCUCGGAAUGAACAAUUAUUCUCUUUGUCUCAGGAACUGCGAGCAUGUGGCAAACUACAUCGCGAGAGGGAGAUGGAUCAGUCAUCAGAUGGAUAUGGACCGAGGUCAUCUUUUCGAUUGGGUGAAGAGAGAUAUUAUGGAUCAUCAUUUGCGAAUUGUCAACUCAUUUCCGUCCGAUAUCCAGCCUCACGUAUUUCGUGGCCAGCCAGAACGACAGAUCUAUUCCUUCCUCAAAGAUCACUUCGUCGCAACGCAAUUUUCCUACUAUUUGGACUAUAAUGAGGACACCUACAACAUUAUUUUAAUUGGGCCGACAGGUGCUGGAAAAUCCCACUUGAUUAAUUUAAUGUUCAACGACGCCAUCUGCGAGAGCAAAGUUAGCCACAGUAGCGUCACACGAGAAAUCUACUUUAUUCGAGGAAAGGGAAUGGUUUACGAUGUAGAGACCAAAAAAUUUGUCCAAAGAAACAUCGUCGUCACGGACACGAUCGGCCUUUGCGACACAGAGUGGGCUGAAAACGAAAUAAUUAGCAUGAUAAAAGGCCGCGUGAGUUCCAACAUUCGAAAAUUGGAUGCCGUUUUCAUCGUAUUUAAAGCUGACCGUCUCCAACCGCAGCAUGUGAGAAAUAUUAAGCACAUUUUGCAGUGGCUCGAUUAUGAGAAGAAUCGGCUGAGAAUCUGUUUCAUUUCGACCUUUGCGGAUUUUCUUGACCAAGAGAAGAAGAAUUCUUUGAGGGAAGAAGCAGAAAAGAUUUUUAAUAUAACGAGCACCGUGCGAAGGGCCGUGCCUUACGCAGGGAAGAUAAUCAAUUCCCUGAUUUACACCGGGUUUCCGCCAGAAGAUGCGCUAAAUGCGUUGACAAGAGGGAGGGUGGAUGAGAGUUGGGACGAGUUUAAGAUGUUGAUGACCUUGCCUGGGAAGGCAAACAGGAUUGAUUUAAAGGAUAAGGUUUGGGCGUGUAACAUUCUAUGAUAUAAUUUUCGUUAAAGUGUGUCCCAAUAUCUUUGAAAUGACAACUGCAUUUAAAGUGAAUUAUAAUCAGGGAUCAUUAGAAUAAUGAGUAUUUGGGUAUUAAUUAUUGUUAAUGAAUGAUACAAACAUCUUGAUGUAUGUAUAAGUAAGUAAUAUUGGUAAGAUGAGAUUACUGAGAAAAUGUCAAAACGCAGAGGUGUAAUUAUCUAGACGUAGGACUGUAAUUUUUCUUAAAUAGUUGAUUUCAGCUAUUUAUUACUAGACUUCAAUAGCUCAUGGACAUAGUACAUGGACAGCCCACAUUGCUUAAAAAUAAAAUUUAUCAUACGGGUAGUUUUGGGUCUAAUGCCGUUUUUGGUCCUUGUACAGAAGACGAAAUUUACGAAGAUUUGUAAUUAAUUGAUUUGAUAAGCAAUAAAUAAUAUGUCCUUAUAAGUAAUUAAAUUGAUGUUUGCUUAACGUUUGCCUGAAUGAGUACGUUUCCUUAAAAUAAAGAUAUACACAUGUA
This is a messenger RNA of Folsomia candida, 2063 nucleotides long. RefSeq lists its product as uncharacterized. NCBI's taxonomy places the organism in Eukaryota, Metazoa, Arthropoda, Collembola, Entomobryomorpha, Isotomidae. Bases 239 to 1555 code for a protein of 438 amino acids. The transcript is spliced from 3 exons. The record is from RefSeq and is a predicted model, not a curated record. Gene Ontology annotation, molecular function: GTP binding.